GACAGUUCCACUCCGCCAACGCUCCAUUCCAACUUCUCACUAAUUGAUGAAUCACCCUUCUCCUUCUGUCUAUGGAAACUGAAAGUUGUCGAGUUUCCCCCCUCUACAGAGUUUCUCCCUUCUUCGACUCCGUCAUCGCUUCGCCCCUCCCCCUUUGCUCAGCCAGCUGUUUACCGCCUAACCUAAGUCGUUUCUACCUCCGCUCUUGAGUCCAGAUCCCCUCUCGCACCAUACUAGAGUAGAUAAACACGAUGGCCACCUCGGUAGCGCCUUCGGAAGACCAGAGCCGUCUCUUGGAGGAGGCAUUGGGGGUGGUGCGCCAGCAAUCGGGCAUGAUGCGGAAAUGCCUGGAGACCCCGGGGAAGCUUAUGGAUGCGCUCAAAUGCGGGUCGACAUUGGUCUCUGAGCUUCGAACGCCCAGUUUAGGCCCCAAGCAGUACUACGAACUGUACAUGGCUGUCUUCGAUGCUUUGCGCCACCUCUCCGUCUACCUGAAAGAGAACCACCCGGUCAACCACCUCGCCGAUCUGUACGAAUUGGUUCAAUAUGCGGGAAACAUUAUCCCCCGACUUUACCUCAUGAUUACAGUGGGCACGGUGUAUAUGUCUGUGGAGGAUGCACCAGUUAAGGAGAUCAUGAAGGAUAUGAUGGAGAUGAGUCGAGGUGUACAACACCCGAUCCGCGGGCUAUUUCUGAGGUACUACCUCUCCGGCCAGGCGAGGGACUACCUGCCGUCGGGAACUGGGGACGGCCCCGAGGGAAACCUACAGGACUCGAUCAACUUUGUCCUUACCAAUUUCGUGGAAAUGAAUAAGCUAUGGGUUAGACUUCAACACCAGGGACCUUCGCGGGAGCGGGAGAAGAGGAUGCAAGAGCGCCGUGAACUGGAGCUGCUGGUGGGUAGCAAUGUUGUUCGCCUUAGCCAGCUGGUGGAUCUGGAAACCUACAAGUCGGGAAUUCUGCAAGCCCUGUUGGAGCAGGUUGUUCAAUGUCGGGAUGUUUUGGCGCAGGAAUAUCUACUUGAAGUUAUUACGAAAGUGUUCCCGGAUGAGUUCCACCUUCAUACGCUCGAUUUAUUGCUUUCAGCCAUUGCGCGCCUGAAUCCCCAUGUCGAUUUGAAGAAGAUCAUUAUAGGACUUAUGGACCGCUUAUCGUCAUAUGCGGCCCGCGAGGGUGAGACUUCUACCGAUCCGGAUACAAAGAAGCAAAAAGAAGAGGAUGCCGUUGCAAAGCUCCUUGAGAACCUUAAGGUGUCCGAAGAAACCAAGAAGGAAAAACCGAAGGAGGAUGCCCCCGCAGCUGCUACCGAGAAUGGCGUUGAGCAGACACAGAAUGAGACAGAACAAGGCGCUCAAUCGACCGAAGAACCAGCAACAAACGGGGGCAAUGACGACAAGAAGCCUAGCGAGCCCCAAGAUGUCAAGCUGUAUGACAUCUUCUAUGAACAGGUGGUCAGCAUUAUCAAGUCACGCGGCCUUCCCAUUCAAGAUACUAUGGCGCUACUCGUUUCACUUGUCAACCUUGCCCUCAACACAUACCCUGAGCAGUUAGAAUACGUUGAUCAAGUUCUUCACUUUGCUACUAAAGAAACGGCCGAAUAUGCUGAUCACGCAGAUCUACACGCCGCACCGACUCAACAAAACAUCUUACACCUUCUUAAUGCACCACUCCGCUCAUACAUUUCGAUUUUCACAGCCUUGGCUCUUCCUCAUUACCUCCCUCUCUUGUCAAAUCAGCCCUACCCUACACGACGGUCUGUCGCGGGCGAAAUCUCCCGGAGCCUCCUUAGGAACCAUACACUUAUUACCUCUACUGAGAAUCUGGACCGCGUACUACAGGCUCUCAGGGUAUUAAUAAAGGAAGGCGUACAGCAAGGCGGAGGCUACCCUGGAUCACAGCGACGAGGCGAAUCAGACGAAACAAUCGAGGAGCAAGGAUGGUUGGCAAGGAUAGUUCACUUGUUGCAGGCGCCAGACAACGACACUCAGCUCAAGCUCCUUCAAGCUACCCGCAAAUCAUACCUAGACGGCAACGAGAGGAUCCGAUACACAUUCCCCGCCAUAAUUAGCUCCUCUAUCCGUCUGGCACGGAAAAUCAAAUCCCGCGAGCAUUACGAUGACAACUGGCAGUCACAAUCAUCCACACUCUACCGAUUCAUGCAUCAAUGCGUCAACAACCUGUAUCAGCGUGUUAAUCCUGGGUGUGCUGAGCUAGCGUUGCGCCUCUUCGUAAUGUGCGGCGAGGUAGCCGAUCAGACUGGCUUUGAAGAAUUCAGCUACGAAUUCUUCGCUCAGGCCUUUACCAUCUACGAAGAUUCAAUUAGCGACUCCCGAGCUCAGUUCCAAGCCGUCUGCAUUAUUGCUGGAGCUCUCCAUGGUAGCAGGGGCUUCUCCAGAGAAAACUACGAUACCCUUAUCACUAAGGCUGCCCUUCACGGUAGCAAGCUCCUCAAGAAACCUGACCAAUGUCGCGCGGUAUACCUAGCUAGCCACCUGUGGUGGGUUAUCGAGAACCCACAAAGAGGCGAAGAAGACCCCAAGGAUCUUUACCGCGACGGCAAACGCGUUCUUGAAUGUCUUCAACGUGCCCUCCGCGUGGCAGAUGCCUGCAUGGACACCGCUGUUUCCGUGGAGCUUUUCGUCGAAAUUCUCAACCGCUACGUAUACUACUUCGAUCAGCAAAACGAAAGCGUGACAAUAAAGUACCUAAACGGCCUGAUCGAACUCAUCCACUCAAAUCUCCAGACGGACCAGGAUGAUCCCAAUCCUGCGCUCGAGAACCCCAAGAAACAUUUCUAUCGUACGCUGGAUUAUAUUCGCACGAGAGAGUUUGAGGGCGUUGUCACAGAAGCCAGGUCUUAGCCUACCCAAGAUCCUAUUGAGACGUUGAUUCUAUAUUCUUUCAACUUUGUAGAGCUUCCUUGGGCGUACUUAUCAUCCUGCUAUUGGAAGUUUACACUACUGUUUUGUUUGCCUUGUUGUUUGUAUGUAUGUAUGUAAGAGAUUCCCUUUCCCUUUCGUCGCCAAGCCUUUUCUCUCUCUUCCCAUACGAGCGUGAGCCUUUCAGAUACUUAUUCUUUCAUCUCAUCUUCCUCAGUAGAGACCUAGAUCUUAUUGAAUAUACUACCACAGGUGGAUGUAUCAUCCUAUUCGAUUGAGGCCCUCAUCAUUCCCACUGCCUCAUUCAUUUACUUCCUAGCCAGCGUGAAUGUCAAUGUCAAAUCAAUAUCAAACACCGCAUUAUAAUAAAUUCAAGAGUCAAGAUCGAGGCCU
Aspergillus versicolor CBS 583.65 is the source of this 3272-nucleotide messenger RNA. Its product is annotated as vacuolar protein sorting-associated protein 35. NCBI's taxonomy places the organism in Eukaryota, Fungi, Ascomycota, Eurotiomycetes, Eurotiales, Aspergillaceae. The record is from RefSeq and is a predicted model, not a curated record. Gene Ontology annotation, cellular component: late endosome; retromer complex; retromer, cargo-selective complex. Gene Ontology annotation, biological process: retrograde transport, endosome to Golgi; intracellular protein transport. The transcript is spliced from 5 exons. Bases 252 to 2861 code for a protein of 869 amino acids.